Molecule: messenger RNA, 4413 nt
Organism: Saccharomyces eubayanus
Lineage: Eukaryota; Fungi; Ascomycota; Saccharomycetes; Saccharomycetales; Saccharomycetaceae
Gene: GEA2
Product: Arf family guanine nucleotide exchange factor GEA2
Exons: 1
Coding region: 1-4413 (1470 amino acids)
Biological process (GO): regulation of ARF protein signal transduction
Molecular function (GO): guanyl-nucleotide exchange factor activity
Source: RefSeq, a predicted model, not a curated record
AUGGAUAGCAAGGGACUCACCACGGUAGAUCCAGUCACUAUUAUAAUCAAAGAAUGCAUUAAUUUAUCAACAGCAAUGAGGAAAUACUCCAAAUUCACCUCCCAAUCUGGAGUGGCUGCUUUAUUGGGAGGGGGGAGUGAAAUAUUUAGCAACCAAGAUGAUUAUUUGGCUCACACAUUCAACAAUUUGAACACUAACAAGCAUAAUGAUCCAUUUUUGUCAGGCUUCAUUCAAUUAAGACUCAUGUUAAAUAAGCUGAAAAAUCUAGAUAACAUUGACUCGCUGACUAUUUUACAGCCAUUUUUAUUAAUCGUAAGCACAAGUUCUAUCUCUGGUUACAUCACGUCUUUGGCCCUUGAUUCUUUACAAAAAUUCUUUACUUUGAAUAUUAUCAAUGAAUCAUCCAAAAACUACAUUGGAGCACAUAGGGCAACUGUGAACGCUUUAACACACUGCAGGUUUGAAGGCUCUCAACAACUCUCUGACGAUUCUGUUCUGCUGAAAGUCGUGUUUUUGCUGCGCUCAAUCGUCGAUUCACCAUACGGGGACUUAUUAUCAAACUCAAUUAUAUAUGAUGUGUUGCAAACAAUUCUUUCGCUGGCCUGUAAUAAUAGAAGAAGCGAAGUUCUCAGGAAUGCAGCCCAAUCAACGAUGAUUUCUGUGACUGUAAAGAUUUUUGCGAAAUUAAAGGUUAUUGAGCCCAUCGAUGCCAAUCAGGUAUACAUUAAUGACGAAAGCUACACAAAUGACGUACUGAAAGCUGAUACGAUUGGUACAAAUGUGCAAUCCAAAGAAACCGAAAUUCAAAAAGAUACCAUCGCCUCUGAUAUACAUGACGAGGAAGCAAUUAGCGAAGAUGAUGGCAAUGAGGAAACGCAUGGGCAUCUAGAGAAGAACGUAGAUAAGAUUGAACAGUUAGAAAUUGUACAGAAAACAACCAGAUCAAAUUCCAAAAUCCAAGCGUACGCAGAUGACAACUAUGGGUUGCCGGUGGCUAGGCAAUAUCUGAACUUACUAUUAUCGUUGAUUGCACCAGAAAAUGAGCUCAAACACUCUUAUUCAACUAGAAUUUUUGGUUUAGAGUUAAUCCAAACAGCAUUGGAAAUAUCGGGCGACAGAUUACAGCUAUACCCCCGCCUUUUCACUUUGAUAUCAGAUCCUAUUUUCAAAAGCAUUUUGUUUAUUAUCCAGAACACUACGAAACUUUCACUCUUACAGGCUACUUUGCAGUUAUUUACUACACUGGUUGUCAUAUUGGGCAAUAAUUUACAAUUGCAAAUUGAGCUAACCUUAACAAGAAUAUUUUCCAUUCUUUUGGACGAUGGUUCUGCAAGCAGUUCAAACCUUGAAAACAAGAACAAACCGUCAAUAAUAAAAGAGCUUUUGAUUGAGCAAAUUUCUAUUUUAUGGACUAGGUCGCCAUCUUUCUUCACUGCCACUUUCAUCAAUUUCGACUGUAACCUUGAUAGAGCAGAUGUUUCCAUAAACUUCCUAAAAGCGCUGACUAAACUUGCCUUACCUGAAUCAGCUUUGACCAGCACAGAGAGUGUUCCACCUAUUUGCCUCGAAGGUUUAGUGUCUUUAGUCGAUGAUAUGUUCGAUCAUAUGAAGGACAUUGACAGAGAAGAAUUUGCCGGACAAGAGAAUGAAAUGGAGAUUUUAAAGAAAAGGGAUCGUAAAACGGAGUUUAUUGAAUGUACCAAUGCUUUUAACGAAAAACCAAAAAAUGGUAUUCCUAUGUUAAUAAAAAAAGGUUUUAUUGCUUCUGAAUCUGAUAAAGAUAUUGCUGAGUUUCUUUUCAAGAACAACAAUCGUAUGAAUAAGAAAACGAUAGGUUUACUGCUGUGCCAUCCAGAUAAGAUAAAUUUGCUAACCGAAUACAUUCGUUUAUUUGAUUUUGCCGGAUUGAGGGUUGAUGAAGCUAUUAGAAUUUUGUUGACGAAAUUUAGGUUGCCUGGUGAAUCGCAACAGAUCGAAAGAAUUAUUGAGGCUUUUUCGUCCACAUACUGUGAAAACCAAAACUACGAUCCAUCCAAAAUCAGUGACAACGCUGAGGAUGACAUAUCUACGGUUCAACCGGAUGCUGAUUCCGUUUUUAUUUUAAGUUAUUCCAUCAUUAUGCUAAACACGGACUUGCAUAACCCCCAAGUGAAGGAACAUAUGUCAUUCGAGGAUUAUUCCGGUAACUUAAGGGGAUGCUGUAAUCACAAAGAUUUCCCAUUUUGGUACCUGGAUAGAAUUUAUUGUUCAAUCAGAGAUAAGGAAAUUGUUAUGCCAGAAGAGCACCAUGGUAACGAGAAGUGGUUUGAAGAUGCUUGGAAUAACUUAAUUUCUUCUACUACGGUGAUAACUGAGAUAAAAAAAGACACACAGUCAGUUAUGGAUAAACUGACACCUUUGGAGCUUUUGAACUUUGAUAGAACAAUUUUCAAACAAGUUGGACCAAGCAUUGUGAGUACGCUAUUCAACAUUUACGUAGUUGCAUCAGAUGAUCAUAUAUCGACCAGAAUGAUAACAAGUUUGGAUAAAUGUUCAUUUAUUGCUGCCUUUUUUGACUUCAAAGACCUCUUUAAUGAUAUACUGAACUCUAUUGCUAAGGGAACUACUUUAGUAAGUUCAAGCCAUGAUGAUGAACUUUCGACUCUAGCAUUUGAGUACGGUCCAAUGCCAUUAGUACAAAUUACAUUUGAAGACACAAAUACUGUGAUUCCAGUUAGUACAGAUGCCGUUAGAUUUGGUAGGUCAUUUAAGGGUCAACUAAACACAGUAGUGCUUUUCCGUAUAAUCCGUAGGAAUAAAGACCCCAAGAUAUUUUCUAAGAAGCUAUGGUCAAACAUUGUCAAUAUUAUUUUAACGCUAUUCGAAGACUUGAUUCUGCCUCCUGAUAUUUUCCCAGAUUUGCAAAAAAGACUAAAAUUGGGUAACUUACCCAAGCCAUCUCCCGAAGUUUCUAUUAAUAAGAGCAAAGAAAGUAAGGGUCUUCUAUCAACUUUCGCUUCAUAUUUAAAAGGUGAUGAAGAACCGACGGAAGAAGAAAUCAAAUCUUCUAAAAAAGCAAUGGAAUGCAUCAAGUCCAGUAACAUCGCUGCUUCUGUCUUUGGGAAUGAAUCGAAUGUGACCGCAGAUUUAAUAAAGACCCUACUCGAGUCUGCAAAGACAGAGAAAAACGUUGAUAAUUCCAGAUAUUUUGAAGCAGAGCUUCUAUUCAUCGUCGAAUUGACAAUCGCAUUGUUUUUGUUUUGCAAACAAGAAAGGGAUUUGGGAAAGUUUAUACUACAAAAGGUUUUUCAGCUUUCUCAUACAAAGGGCCUCACAAAAAGGACUGUUCGUAGAAUGCUGACAUACAAAGUUUUGUUGAUUUCUUUGUGUGUGGAUCAAAGUGAAUAUUUAUCCAAAUUAAUAAGUGAUGAACUAUUAAAGAAAAGCGAAAUUUUCACCCAGAAAUUUUUUGCCACUAAUCAAGGUAGAGAUUUUUUGAAAAAGUUAUUUUCAUUAACUGAAUCAGAGUUUUAUAGAGAGUAUCUAUUAGGACACGAAAAUUUUUGGAAAUUUCUAAGGAAGGUUACAGCAAUGAAAGAGCAAAGUGAAAGUGUUUUUGAAUAUCUAAAUGAAUCCAUAAAAACGGACACAAAUAUUUUGACAAAUGAGAAUUUUAUGUGGGUACUAGGACUAUUAGAUGAAAUCUCAUCAAUGGGAGCCGUUGGUAACCAUUGGGAAAAAGAAUACCAGAAGUUGACGGAGAGUGGACAUAAAGUGGAUAAGGAGAACCCUUACAAAAAAUCAAUUGAUUUGUCACUGAAAUCUAUUACAUUAACAUCACACUUGCUAGAAGAUAAUGAUAAUUUGAAUAAAAACGAGAUAUUUGCUAUUAUCCAAGCUUUGGCACAUCAGUGCAUCAACCCAUGUAAGCAGGUAAGCGAAUUCGCCGUGGAAACACUACAAAAUACUCUUAUCAACAAGAUCGAGGUACCGUCUGAUGAGAUGGAAUCCGUGGAAGAGUUAAUCGAGGGCGGAUUAUUACCACUAUUGAACUCGAGUGAAACACAACAAGAUCAGAAAAUCCCCAUUUCGUCCAUAUUAACAAUAAUAUCGAACGUUUACUUACACUUUCUGAAGACGGGAAAGACAAGUAACGAAACGUUUUUGAAAAUCUUGGGUAUUUUCAACAAAUUCGUAGAUGACUCAGAAAUCGAGAGGCAGUUACAGCAAUUGAUUCUUGAUAAGAAGAGUAUUGAAAAGGAAGCUAGCGCAACAUCGUCCCAUCUAUCCUCACGCGAUCAAACACCCGCAUCCAGCGAUAUCCAAGAUGGGGCUGCGGCACCGAUUAACGAAACCACGAUUGAUGACAUUAAACCAGAGGUUUCAAAUGAUGACGAUAUAGAAAAUGAAGGAGAGAAAGAAAUUACAGAAUAG